AUGCAGGCACCUCCGCCACCAAUCUCGCUGCUGAAUAGUGACUACAAAGUGCUCAUGAAAAUAUACGCACAACGGAUGCGUAAGUGCGUAGCAGACCUGGUCCACCCAACUCAGAAUGGUUUUGUUACAGGCCGUAUAAUGCACACGGCUGUUGACCUGCUGGAGGCUGCGAAG
Messenger RNA from Phytophthora sojae, 174 nucleotides. RefSeq lists its product as hypothetical. The annotation marks the transcript as partial. The record is from RefSeq and is a predicted model, not a curated record. The transcript has a single exon. Lineage: Eukaryota; Oomycota; Peronosporomycetes; Peronosporales; Peronosporaceae.